Molecule: messenger RNA, 4648 nt
Organism: Saimiri boliviensis boliviensis (Bolivian squirrel monkey)
Lineage: Eukaryota; Metazoa; Chordata; Mammalia; Primates; Cebidae
Source: RefSeq, a predicted model, not a curated record
CGCAGUCUCCGUUUCAGCCACUUCCGGAGGUUAGGCUCCUCAAACUUCCCUCCAGAAGCAAGCUCCUACAACCUGUAGCGUGCGGAUCCGCAGCCGAUUCCCAGAACACGAAGGGAGAAAAAAAACGCUUCCAGUGACCCCCUCAGAACGCGAAUAGUUUCACGGGCUUUUUUGGCGGCCGCUAAUUGGGGCGCUUUUCCUUAGCGAACUUCCUUCUCUUAAAGACUGAGCGGAAAAUAAAGCGCGCACGCAACCUAAUUUCCGGAGGACCGAGAUUGCGACGAACAACCAGGAAGCGGCUGGAUUGGGAGCUGUCCCCGGUUCUCCGUUCUGCUCUCGUGGGCACCUCGCGGGGUUCCUAAGCCGCGGCCCGCCACCGCGCUGCCCCUUGAGGCUCCUGCCCUGACCUCGGCUUUGGCCUGGGUCACUCGUUCCGGAGCCGCUAUGUCGUCCGACUUCGAAGGUUAUGAGCAGGACUUCGCGGUGCUCACUGCAGAGAUCACGAGCAAGAUUGCGAGGGUCCCACGACUCCCGCCUGGUGAGAGUCCUGCUCGGCUGGGCUAGGGUGCUGGGGAGAGCGCAGAGGGUGCGGACAGUGGAACACCGCCCGAGCAAGUGUGUCUGUGAGGCGCGAGGCUGGAGUGAUGAAAAGAAACAGAUGGUUGCAAAUGUGGAGAAACAGCUUGAAGAAGCAAAAGAACUGCUUGAACAGAUGGAUUUGGAAGUACGAGAGAUACCGCCCCAAAGUCGAGGGAUGUACAACAACAGAAUGAGAAGCUACAAACAAGAAAUGGGAAAACUGGAAACAGAUUUUAAAAGGUCACGGAUCGCCUACAGUGACGAAGUACGGAAUGAGCUCCUGGGGGAUGAUGGGAAUUCCUCAGAGAACCAGAGGGCACAUCUGCUCGAUAACACAGAGAGGCUGGAAAGGUCAUCUCGGAGACUAGAGGCUGGAUACCAAAUAGCAGUGGAAACCGAGCAAAUUGGUCAGGAGAUGUUGGAAAACCUUAGUCAUGACAGAGAAAAGAUACAGCGAGCACGUGAAAGACUUCGGGAAACAGAUGCUAAUUUGGGAAAAAGCUCCAGGAUUCUGACGGGGAUGUUGCGAAGAAUCAUCCAGAACCGCAUCCUGCUCGUCAUCCUAGGGAUCAUCGUGGUCAUCACCAUCCUGAUGGCGAUCACUUUUUCUGUCAGAAGACACUGAUGUAUCUGCUCUCCCUUGAUAAACAGCAACAACGGCUUGUUCUGAGUAAUUAAGACAAAAUGGUCACAUGAAUCAUUCUCUUGCGCUGACAGGCCCCGGGUGACCCUCUCUCCCUCACCACCGUUGGGCUGAAGUGCAAAGAGUGUAAAAAUAUUUUCUAUUCCUGUUUGCAUGUGGUUUCCUUUUCGAGGUUUGUCUUCACCCAGAUUCGUUUUUUAGAGGGGAAGGUGAAUGUUUAUUUGCCUUUUGGUAAUGUCGUCAACUAGCCAAAAUAGCCCAGAUGACACUCCUCCUGGCCCUUUGGACGUGUCAAGGGCCAUGGUUUGGGAGAGGGCGUGAUGAGUCAGUCAUGGGAGCUUCUGUUUGUCACACGCCUCUUGUCGCUGAAAAGCUCUUCUGUGAUGUCCGAGGAUAAAAAUGCAGCGAAAAGAAAAAAUGGGGGAAAAAGGGGGGUGGAAGGAGUCAGUGACCCAGUCCAGCAAGGCAGCCCUGUUCCCCCACAGGCUUCAUAAAUAUGGUCCUCAACCUGCCUGAGUGCUUUCAUUGUCGGUAUUUAAUGUCAGCUGUACAAGAAAUUGACUUAGCACUUUGCCUGUUUUUCUAUUGUAUAAGUUUGUUUUAUUUUUUUUUUUAACCCAAGAAUAUUUUUGCUGAGCCUGCCCAGUAUUCACUGUUCACAACUUUGAUUACGGGCUAAAAGAAAUAUCUCUUUGCCUUCCCCAAAUCCCAUACUCCCUAGAAUCUGCUGGCAAAGUGAGCCCUGGCACGGGAUUUAAUUGUGACCUCGUCUUCCCUGACCUGUGUAAGCAUCUCUGUAUCCUUUCGGUUCUAAUAUCUGCACUGCCAAAAGCAGUCCUCAUACAUGCAAAAGGUCUGACAAGGUUCUCCCCACAUCCAUUCCAGUAUGUAAAGAGACCAUGAAUAUUUCAGUAAGAGCAAGAACAUGACUCCAUCAGUGUGAAAUUUCAAAUGUGAUUAUCAAUAUGGGAGAGUCCUACAGGAAGAUCCACCAGAGUUAAACUUUAUGGAAAACGUUCACUAACCUCCUUUAAAAAAAAAUAGAGGAUGGCAGAUUCUUACAAAAGGAACGGCUUGGGUUUUUUUGUUUUUGUUUUUGUUUUUGUUUUUUUUAACUAACAAAUGUUAGCAAGGCUUUCCUGAAUUCCCUAUGUAUUCAAACUUCUAAUACGCUUUGUGAUUUUUCUUUUCAUUUCUUUCUGUCUGAGGUGACCAGGAAUUCCGUUCAAAAUGAGCUCAUUUGUGAUCAGGCUUAAAAGUUGCCCAAGCUGAGGUCAUUCCCCCCCAGUCACAAAACAAAAUGUGUUUUUCUCAAGACUUCAUAGGCACUUACUGGUCCGUACUGUCUUUUGAAUGUAAUUAGAAGCUUUGGAUCCUUGAAAAACAAACCUGUUCUCUUCAUCAAAAAUGCUAACCACCUGUGCCCAUGAAGCAAGAUCACCUGGAUGUAGUGCUUUCUAUUUUUCCCAGCCCAGAAGAAAACCAUUAUGGUUUAGAGAGGAAACGCAGAAUGACAGAAUCCACCGGAGAAAUUGUACUUAUCGAAACAGGCCAAGGCCUGCAUGUGUUCAGAUAAAUCAUUUAGUAUUGUGUAAAUAAAGCUGCAGCCUUUCUCUUCGGAGGGAUGGUGUGGGAUUUUGGCCUGGGGAAGCAGGACCGAGAAGGAGCAGGAAGCUAUGCUAAUUUUCCUGUCGGCAUAAGGGAUCCGUCUCAGCAAGAAUCUUGUAUUCUGAUAACGGAAUGCUGUACAUGCUAACCACAUCUAAGAGCCAUUAAAAAGCAAGGAAACAAACAAACAACCCUUUUCUCAUUCUGACACACGAAUAGUCGUUGAGCAUUAUGCCAGCCUCUCUGGUGGCUUCCUUCGAAGCUGUUGAUCUUAGCUAUAAGUGUAUAACCAGUUUCCAAGCGGAACUUCCCACCGCCACCCCGUCUACGAGGCGGCAGAGUCUUCCCAAGGCCACCUAGCAAAGCAAGGUUGAUCGGAUCAUCUAAACGUGCCAGCUCCCAAAUAUUUCACUGAAUGCUGGCGUUCGUGUUGACGUAGACGAAAUGAGGGCGGAGGAGAGCAUCGCUCAGCUCUCAAUAGCUCUUUUCGGUCAAGUUCUAUGUCUCUAUCAGCUCUUGCCUGUGAUUUGGCCCCAGUUCAACCUUGAGAGUGGGAAGAAUAUGAUCAGAUAACCCUUGGCCUAACAGCUCCAUCAAACCUCCUUGAGAGCAACCUCCUAGGCCAGGCUAGCCAGCGCUUUGUGAGGAAGCUGGUCACAAGGUUCCCUCAGCUUCUUCCUGGUCCUCCUGGAUGCUGCAGAAAAGACUUAGGGGAGCCCCAGCAGAGGCCACUUGCUCUCCCUGCUUCCCUGCCCCACCAGGAAAGGAAGAACAUCCACAAACUUGAAGCAGAUAGUGAAGUUGAUCUGUGAGAGGUUCUAGACGCUUAGUGUGUAGACCUCCAUUGAUAAGGGAAUCUCUCUCAAGUUGCAGCCCUUGUUUAAAAUGAUGUUUAAUGGAGUUGGGUGGGGGGAGGAAGAUGAAGAUGAAGACAUGGAGGAGGAAGAAGAGAAGGAAGCCCUUGCCAUAUAAAAUUCAUGCAGACUAAAGAGUUUCCCUGACAGAAUAAAUAAAGUGGAUGCUACCCCACUCCAGAAUCAAAAGCAAUUUAAUUAAAGUCUCUUAAGUUGUAAAGAGUUUUAAAUGUUCCAUGUCGAAGGCGAAUGCCAGCAAAUGCAGCGGCCUUGACGUCAGCUGCCGGGCCUGGGCUGGGAGGCCAUUUGCUAUUCUGUUUAAGGCAGGCUGGAUUGUCUUAUUUUGGAACCAGCUUGGUGGGGGGUUUGCUUUGCUACUGCUUCUGAGCCCUGAGCUUCAAAGGCUGAAAUUAAUGGUGAACAAAAUUGUGCGGCUCUGGCCAUCCCAUGCGGGGCAAGCCCAUGGAGGGUUAUCAUUAAGUAAAGAAAUAAAGAGGGGGAAAAAAGCCUGCCUGUUCCAAAAACCUCAUCUGAUAAUGACCUCAGUGAUUGGGUUUUCAUUACCAAACAGCAUCCAGAGAUUAUCAACCCGUAGAAGAAGGGAGGGAGAAAAAAAAAAAGAAAGAAAGGAAAAGCAACUGUCUUUCUCUUCCUUUCUCCUUUUUUUUUUUUUUUUUUUUUUGCACAUCUUUUCUUUAAAACUGUCAGAUCAUUUCAGUAUUUCAAAUCCGAGGAAAACAGCCUGCCUGCUGCUGUAUUUGAAGUUGUAAUGGUGUCAAAAAGUCACGACUGACUGACAGCCGUCAGUCCCAGAGGGGCUCAUUAAAUCAUAAAAACUUGACAAGGAAAUAAUUGCGCAUUGCCAGCAACUUGGCGCCUGUUUAGACGUUUUUAUUUUCUUUCAUUAUUAGUCCCCACCAUUACGUUCAUUAACAAAUUGCAUUAAACAACUGUUAAGGGCUAA